Molecule: messenger RNA, 7233 nt
Organism: Homo sapiens (human)
Lineage: Eukaryota; Metazoa; Chordata; Mammalia; Primates; Hominidae
Gene: NIT2
Product: nitrilase family member 2
Exons: 10
Coding region: 36-866 (276 amino acids)
Cellular component (GO): cytoplasm
Molecular function (GO): 2-oxoglutaramate amidase activity; hydrolase activity, acting on carbon-nitrogen (but not peptide) bonds, in linear amides; omega-amidase activity
Source: RefSeq, marked validated
AGUCCGCGCCGCAGGUGGUGCUUGUCUGCAGAGUCAUGACCUCUUUCCGCUUGGCCCUCAUCCAGCUUCAGAUUUCUUCCAUCAAAUCAGAUAACGUCACUCGCGCUUGUAGCUUCAUCCGGGAGGCAGCAACGCAAGGAGCCAAAAUAGUUUCUUUGCCGGAAUGCUUUAAUUCUCCAUAUGGAGCGAAAUAUUUUCCUGAAUAUGCAGAGAAAAUUCCUGGUGAAUCCACACAGAAGCUUUCUGAAGUAGCAAAGGAAUGCAGCAUAUAUCUCAUUGGAGGCUCUAUCCCUGAAGAGGAUGCUGGGAAAUUAUAUAACACCUGUGCUGUGUUUGGGCCUGAUGGAACUUUACUAGCAAAGUAUAGAAAGAUCCAUCUGUUUGACAUUGAUGUUCCUGGAAAAAUUACAUUUCAAGAAUCUAAAACAUUGAGUCCGGGUGAUAGUUUCUCCACAUUUGAUACUCCUUACUGCAGAGUGGGUCUGGGCAUCUGCUACGACAUGCGGUUUGCAGAGCUUGCACAAAUCUACGCACAGAGAGGCUGCCAGCUGUUGGUAUAUCCAGGAGCUUUUAAUCUGACCACUGGACCAGCCCAUUGGGAGUUACUUCAGCGAAGCCGGGCUGUUGAUAAUCAGGUGUAUGUGGCCACAGCCUCUCCUGCCCGGGAUGACAAAGCCUCCUAUGUUGCCUGGGGACACAGCACCGUGGUGAACCCUUGGGGGGAGGUUCUAGCCAAAGCUGGCACAGAAGAAGCAAUCGUGUAUUCAGACAUAGACCUGAAGAAGCUGGCUGAAAUACGCCAGCAAAUCCCCGUUUUUAGACAGAAGCGAUCAGACCUCUAUGCUGUGGAGAUGAAAAAGCCCUAAAGUUUAUGUUUCUAAUGUGUCACAGAAUAGGACGAUAUGAUUCUACAACAUAAUCAACUCCCUAUUAAAUUCUUUAAUGAAGAUUUUUUUUUUAAUUCGGCCUUGUCCUUCCUAGGUUCUCUAUUGAGAUGAGAAAGCCUCAUUAUGCUGACAUUUUCCACGCCACAUUAAAUAGUUAAAAAGGAUGCAGCCUGGAGCCAGAGAGCAGAAAGCUGGGCUGGUUCUGAAGCUUCUUCCAUACUUAAGUUGCCUCCAAGCAGUUUGUGAAAGUAUCAGAUCUUGGUAUCCUGGUGAUUGAUUCACCUAAUAUAAAUAUAUUUGUGUCAUGAACCUCUUAUCCCGUUGCUGGAGUUGUAAUCUCCAUCAUCUAGAAAACGUGGUCUGGUGCUAUUCUUUUCCAAGCAGUACCUUGAAGUUCCAUUUUUGGUUCAUGAGUAGCUAUAGAACGCAAGGUGAUACAUCUUUGGUGUUUGCCAGAGAAGUUGGCAGCCCCACCCCUCCUACCAGCCUUUGCACUCUUCAAAUUUAAAAAGGAGCUACUUAUCAACCCCAGGCCCUUCUGGUCUUAGAGGAAGGACUGGGCCAACAAAGAGCACCAUGGGAGAAUGGCAGUGGUGGCAUUUAGUGAAGACAAUUUAGUAUGAAUGUCUGCAAAAGAUUUUUUUGAUAGCGUUGAGUGUCUGAAAGUCCCAUUAUUUUUCUUUUUUCUUUUUCCCCAGUAACACUUUCUAGCUCCACGGAUAAGGAAUCACUGAACCUAGUAGUUCUUAGACAGCUUGGUUUGAGAAUCCUUUUGCGGUUAAAAAUUAGGGACUGAGCCAGGCGCAGUAGCAUGCGCCUGUAGUCCUAGCCACAUUGGAGGCUGAGGUAGGAGGAUCCCUUGAGUCCACAAGUUUGAGUUCAGCCAGAGACCCUAUCUCACUAUAUAUAUGUAUCUCAAAGACUUCAAUGGGUUUUUGCUUACAUGGGCCAGUAAUUGUUGAACAACCAGCUAUUUGAGAAAAAGCCCUGAUUUUGCUGCUUUUCAUGGUGUAAAUACUUAACCAUGGCUGAGUUUGAGCUAUCUGCAUGACACCUCUAAACACAGAGUUGGGAAUAGAUGUGCACAAUCAGCUCUGGGGAGCUGGUGCAAUCCUGCCCUAGCACACCACUGGUUUAAGAUAGAUAUAUCAUAUAGAUAUUUACCAUUUACCAUAUUGGAAAGUAAAAUGGAGAAAAAUUUAAAACACAAGAUACAUGAGCACACAUUCCAUUAGCUAUUAAGGUGAUGGACACGGUGUCCAAAUGACACGGUGUCAUUUAACUUCUGGAAAACAACACUGUGUACUGAGAACAAGAGAAAGACAAAUGACUUUUUUAAAUUAAGUUUUUAAUUUACAAUUGAUGCAUAAUUUUACUUUAAAAAAAUAAGUGUGCAAUUUGGUAAACUUUGACAUAUACAGCUAUAAACCACUCCAAUCAAGAUAACAUAUUUACCACCCCCAACAGUUUCCAUGUGCUGUAUUAUAAUCCCUCUGGCUAGUCCUUUGUCAAUCACUGAUAAAUUUUAUUACUAUAGAUUAGCUUGCAUUUUCUAAAAUUAUAUAAAAAUGAAAUCAUGCCAUUAGUGCUUUUUCUGUAUGUCUUCUUUCACUCAAAAUCACUUGGAACUCAAAAUUACUUCUUUCACUCAAAAUCACUCAAAAUUACAUACUCUGUAUGUCUUCUUUCACUCAAAAUUACUUCUUUCAUUUUUAGACGGAAGCAUUUAGACCUCAAAAUUACUUGGAGAUUCAUCUGGUAUGUGCAUUAAUAAUUCAUAAUUCAUUCCUUUUUUAUUGCUGAGUAGUAUACAAUUUGUUUAUCCAUUUAUCUGCUGUUGGAGAUUUGGGCUAUUUCCAGAUUUUGGCUGUUGCAAAAAAGCAACCUCACAGAUCCUUUUAAAGGAUGUCAGGUGCUUUCAGGUAACCCUAGACUAUAGUACCACUGCUCUCUAUCCUAGCAGGCACACUGAAAGUUAAACCUUGUAAUAGUGCGAAAUCAUUUUCUUUUUUAAAAAUAUAUUUUCUUACUUUUAUAUAUUUUACUCAAUCUCAUGACAGAUUACAUUUUCUUUUUUAAAUAGAAAGUCUUACUGUAAAGCCCACAUCUGUAUAAAAAAAUGAAAGAAUGAUCUGGUUGAUGUGGAUGUGUGGAACCUAGGAACCUUCUCUUGGAUUUUCUCUUAUUCCCCAAAAAACUUCAUUUCCUCUAAAGAGCUGCUCAGAAGUUUGAAAACCAGUGGACAAGCCAUCCUAGCUGUCUUGAUGCUAGAGAAGCAAAGACGCUUUACAGAGAUGUAGCAUUCCUGUAACAGGUAAGGCAGGUGGAUGCUAAACUUUUUACAUUUCUUUUUUUUUUUUUUUUUUUUUUGAGACAGAGUCACGCUGUCGCCCAAGCUGGAGUGCAGUGGCAUGAUCUUGGUUCACUGCAUCCUCUACCUCCUUGGUUGAAGCAAUUCUCAGGCCUCAGCCUCCUAAAAGUAGCUGAGACUACAGGCACGUGCCACCAUGCCUGGCUAAUUUUUGUGUUUUUAGUAGAGAUGGGGUUUCACCAUCUUGGCCAGGCUGGUCUUGAACUCCUGACCUCAAGUGAUCCACCUGCCUUAGCCUCCCAAAAUGCUAGGAUUAGAGGCGUGAGCCACCGCGCCCGGCCUAAUUUUUGUAUUUUUAGUAGAAAUGGGGUUUCACCAUGUUGGCCAGUCUGAUCUCGAACUCCUGGCCUCAAGUGAUCCACCAGCCUUGGCCUCCCCAAAGUGUUGGGAUUACAGACGUGAGCCACGGCACCCAGCCUUUUGUUUGUUUUUGUUUUUAUGUAUUUCAUUAAAUGAAUUGUCCUUUUAGUGGUAUAUCAGGAGAUCUUGCCUUCUGGUACUCUUGAAAAAUAUGAAAAGAAACAACUGAAGUAGGCAUCUCCUAUAAUUAGUAUGUAGCAUUUUAUUCUCAGAAAAUGUGUGGUAACCUGGCCCUGGAUUUUACCUUUUUGCAAAGUGAUAUCCGAAUAAAAUGAACACUAGAUUCCCACUUGGAGUGGAAGAACAUUGCAGUUGAGGCCUUGGGUAAGUUUUAACUGCCAUACCCCUGUACUCCCCGACUUUCUAAUGAAUUAGACAAUGAUGUUUUAUUUUUGUUUUUUGUUUUUGCAUAAUACUUUGAAGUCUGCUAUCACAAGUUGUGAACCUCUAUCUCUUGCAGUUUAGGUAAGGCAACACAUUUAAUGAAUUCACAUUUAAGUGAAUUCCUCACAGGGAUGACGACCUCUGUUGAAAUAGGUCAGGAUGUGCAGUUUGUGGUGAAAGUUCUACUUGACUUUGACCUAGCUGUUUGAAGCUGAGAGCUAACAGAUAAUAAGUGUUGCACUGGUUGCAAAUGAAUAAAUAAGUAACAUUAUGGGGUUUUAAAUGACCAAGGAGUAGAUUGUGACAUCGACUGGGUAUUUAGGGAAGGACUCCUUCCUGAUACCAAAAGUUAGGUCUGUGCAAAGUACACCAAGUGGAAAAAAGUUUAGACAAGAGUUUAGGUUUCAAGAUAAAUGUUCUGCUCUAUUGGCACUGGUUUUAAGUCUUUUGUGCUACUUUUUAGGCAUUGCUGUGUAAGUUUUGGUGGUGCGUGGGUACAAUGAAGCCAGGAGGGAUAGAAAGGGAAAUGAUGUGUGUGCUGCAGGCUAAACAGGGGCUCUUCCUUAUGCCUCAUAACCACCUGUGUGUGACAGUUUCACAUUUCCUAUCAAAUUAUUAUCUUCAUUCAUUUCUACUUGUGAAUGAAGUUCGGAGACUAAGAAAAAGCCAGCUGUUGGAAUAGAAAGCACUUUAGGAUAAAAUGGUCUUGUUAAAAUCACCAAUUAAAAAGUUAAGCCCCUGAUGUACAAAUAACUAAAACACAUACAUACAAAGACAGUGCUUCUUGUUCAAUGAUUUACUUCACAGCUGAUUCAUAAUCAAAUGAACAAGAAUCUGCAAGAACAGAACAUGGUGGGCAGGGUCCAGUAAUUCCAAAUGUUGUCAUCCUAGCUCUUCCUGAAGCAUAUUGAAUCCUCCAAGUAUAUCCCGUUGUGCUAACUAGGCUUUAAGUCUUUUGUCUGUAGAUUCAUUCUCAAAGUUUCUCCCUCAGAACAAAGAGCACGCCAUCCUGUAAAGUACUCUUCCUGAUUUUUUUUCACCCAAUUUCUUAGUUUCUUUCAAUUGCUUUUCAGACCCCGGCAGGCAGAUUCUGCCCUCAUCUGUCCAGUGACACUCUUCUGGCAGAUUACUAAAGACCGAUUUGUAGACCUGUCCAUGUGGCCUCUCUCAACACCAUUGGUGUGACCUUGCUCAUACUGCCUCUCUCACCACUUAACAUUGUCCCUUAGAUGUUAAAGGCCCUUAUAUUAAUAGUUUUAUUUUAGCUCCUUUACAUUUUAUUUUGUCCUGAGGAAUCUCAGCUACAUGCAUGGUCUUCAAUAUAUGCCGAUAAUUCUCAUUCACAUAGCUCUCCUGUUGGCUUUUCCCCACUCGUUUAAAAACAACCACUUCACUUUGCUGGACUCUACCUUGAAUGCCUCAUUUUCAGCUCACACUCAUGCUGUGCCUUUAUUUAGAUUUGUUGUGGUUGUUUCCCCACAUUCUGGAAGCUCCUUACCUAAAUCCUGUUUAUUCCUUAAUGCUUAGCACAAUUUAUUACUCUUGUUUCCAUGGCACUACAUUGUACUUCUGUUUUAGAGACUACCUUCCUCUGAAGCAUAUGACAGGUUCAUUUACUAUCCAGCCCACCAAAACUCAGUUUUUGAGCUCCUCUAUGUUCAUCUUUUUAUGGCUAACCCUCACCAUCAUGAGUGCUUAGUAAAUGUUGAGUUGGAAUGAAUUUAUUCCUACAGGUUGCACUUGCUCUCUCACCAAGUGUUCUGGCCAAAUAAUUCUGGAAUGAUUUCCUUACCUUAAGGGAGUCUGAUCUGGGAAGAGCCUGGGACGUGAUGUAACUUCAUAUGCUGUAGAGCUGAAUAUUCAUUUACUUAAGAUCUUAGCUCCAUUAGAAAGCAGUGAAAGCAGUGUUAAUUCAGAGGCCGGGUAUGGUGGCUCACGCCUGUAAUCCCAGCACUUUGGGAGGCCAAGAUGGGCAGAUCACUUAAGGUCAGGAGUUCAAGACCAGCCUGGCCAACAUGGCAAAACCCCAUCUCUACUAAAAAUACAAAAAUUAGCCGGGUGUGGUGGCACAUGCCUGUGAUCCCAGCUACUCGGGAGGGUAAGGCAGGAGGAGGUUACAGUGAGCCAAGAUCACACCACUGUACUCCUGGGCAACAGAGUUAAACUGUAUCAAAAAAAAAAUGCAGUAUUGAUUUAGAGCUAAGGUCACCUGAUGCUCAGGCCAGUAAUUUCUCCCUGCAUCAUGCUGUUGUCUAAGGCAGACACUGUAAAGCUCUACACUGCUGAAAAACUAAGCUUGAGAUGCAUAAAAGAACACAUAGAGAUGGGGAGUCAGUUCUCCAUACAUUUUGUGAGUAGAGGCAUUGGUGUUUUGUUCCAAACUAUCCAAUCGAGAAUGUUCAUAUAAUGACAGCUUUGGAAGGUAGAGACUAUCUUCCUCUGGAUCAUAGGACAGGUUUGUUUACUAUCUGAUACAGUCAAAAUAGUGUUUCCCUCUAAUGCGAAAGUCAGGCCAGUUUGCUUGUGACCUCAUUAGAUUUGGGCUGUGACGCAAACCCACUGCAUGUGCAGUAUCCACCUAGCUUGCCCUGUGUCACUCCCAUGGGAUCUGUGGCUCAAACUCAUGUUGCUUGCUAUGUUCUAAAUAAUUAAGUCUGUUGUCUGACCCAGGAGUCUCAUGUCUUCUGCCAGCAUUCAGAAAACUAGUUUUCAAGAAGGGUAACAUCUUAGACCUUUUACAGCUCUUGACACAGAGCAAUAUUGAGAAAUAAAAUCAGGUAAAAGUUAUUUAAUAUAGCAGUUCAUAAUUUAGGCCAUGGAUCAUCUCUGCAGAGAAUCCUACCAUGCUGCAUUCUUGCUUUAAACCUUUCGCCCUCUAAAACAAUGCCCAAGAGCCAAUGUUAGUCAUGGUCUUCCUGUAUUUGCUCUAGGUAAGCUGUUUCAUAGCCUUCCAGGACAACACUUGCACAGGUUAUCUUUAAGCACCAACAAAAGAAAUGGAGAAAUUUGAGCCAUGUAUCCUGAGCUCUGAAAGGCAGCAAUCAUCUUGACCCCAAGCAUACACCAUGUUCAGCUUCCUCCCCUUGGCCAGGUACCACAGCUACUUCUAUCCCAGUGAUCAGCAGGCCCUCCAGCAUGAAGACCUUUGAGAAGGAUCUAUAGCUGUCAACUCCUAAUAUGAUUUGUGCACUAUCACCUUGAAGUAAACCAGACUAGUUAUUUUCAUGCUAA